This is a messenger RNA of Prunus persica (peach), 921 nucleotides long. Its product is annotated as polyol transporter 5. NCBI's taxonomy places the organism in Eukaryota, Viridiplantae, Streptophyta, Magnoliopsida, Rosales, Rosaceae. The transcript has a single exon. Gene Ontology annotation, molecular function: carbohydrate transmembrane transporter activity. Gene Ontology annotation, cellular component: membrane. Gene Ontology annotation, biological process: transmembrane transport. The record is from RefSeq and is a predicted model, not a curated record. The coding region runs from base 1 to 921 and encodes 306 amino acids.
AUGACAAAAACUUACCUAGUCCCGCAGUCCCCAAACCCGUCCAAGCGCAACCUCCUCCUCAUCCACGGCCUCGGAGUCAACGCGAUGUGGCAAUUCGUUGACCUCCUCCGCCACGUCACCCCCCUAUGGCUUGUCAUGCAGGGUCGGCUCGGCAAUGCCAAGCACGUCCUCGACAAAACCUCAGACUCCGUGGAAGAAGCUCAGCUUCGGCUAGCCGACAUCAAAGAAGCCGCGGGCAUCCCCGAGCAUUGCACCGAAGACGUUGUUCAGGUCCCCAAGCACAGCCACGGCGAGGAGGUGUGGAAGGAAUUGCUCCUCCAUCCAACGCCCCCUGUUCGUCACAUUUUAAUGGCAGCCGUUGGUUUCCACUUCUUUCAACAGAUGUCAGGCAUCGACGCCCAUGUUUUGUACAGCCCAAGGAUCUUUGAAAAGGCUGGGAUCACUGACUCCAGUAUGUUGCUGCUCGCAACAGUGGCCGUUGGAUUUUCCAAGACCGUUUUCACCCUGAUUGCCAUAGGUUUCCUCGAUCGGGUUGGACGAAGCCCGUUGCUUCUAACCAGCGUGGCCGGGAUGAUAGCCUCGCUUUUCUGCCUCGGUACGAGCCUCACAAUCGUCGAUCAUGAAUACGAGAAGAUGAUGUGGGCGUCUGUUUUGUGCUUGACCAUGGUAUUAGCCUACGUCGGGUUCUUCUCGAUCGGGAUGGGGCCCAUUGCGUGGGUCUACAGCUCUGAGAUCUUCCCGUUGAAGCUACGUGCUCAAGGUUGCAGCAUGGGAUCAGUUCCACAACCCCAGAAACCUUCUCUUAGCUCUGGUGCGGUGAAGGUGGAUGAAGUUGCUAAUACUAUAUUUCGGUGUUUAUGGGAUAUGUGGCUUGGGCUUCAAUGGCUGUGGUGGAAAGAUUAUGUUGUCGGGCAUGAAUGA